AUGAUAAAAAGAAAGGAUUUGUACUUACUUCUGGAGGUUGAACCUGAAGCUGACGAGAAGACGAUUAAGAAAGCGUACAGGAAGAAAGCUCUCACUUGCCAUCCGGACAAAAACCCUGAUAACAAGGACGCUGUUGCCCUCUUCCACGAGCUGUCCGAUGCUCUAGAGGUGUUGACGGAUCCUAGUUCUAGGAAAGCAUAUGAUACUGUUCUUAAAGCUAGGAAGGCUAAUGAGCUGAGAAUCAGAGCUCUGGAUGGAAAGAGAAGGAAGUUAAAGGAUCAAUUGGAGCAGAGAGAACACGAGGCAAAGUUUGAGGAACAGUUUACAAGGAAAUCUGAUGAAGAAAAGCUAGCCAUGGAAAUAGAAAGAUUAAGAAGAGAAGGCUCAAAACAACUGGAGGAGGAACAGCUUUACAUGAGAGAGCAGCUGGCCAAGGAAGCAGCUGCGGCAGCAUCUGGAGGUGAGCAGCAUCGUGGCAGAGAGCAGCCUGCUAGGGUCAAGGUCAAGUGGAGUAAGUCCGAUGAUUCUCCAUACACAAGUGAAUCCCUGGAGAGAAUAUUCAGCAAGUAUGGAACUGUAUCAGCUGUAGUUAUAAAUAAGAAGAAAGGUGGCAGCGCCCUUGUUGAGUUCAACGAUCUGAGCAGCGCCAAAAUGGCCUCUACUAUAGAAACCGGUUUUGUCGAGAGUCCGCUCAAAGUAAAAGCUCUGUUUUCCGAGGAAGCAAGUAUCCCAGUACUAGCUACACACACAGAUUCUAGAACGAUACCUCAGGAUAAUGAUUUUGAGAGUUUAGUCUUACGGAAACUAAGACAAGAAGAGGAGAGAAAGAGAUUGAUAGCACAGAUGAUCGCUGAAGACGAAAACUCAUAG
Eurytemora carolleeae is the source of this 870-nucleotide messenger RNA. Its product is annotated as dnaJ homolog subfamily C member 17. Lineage: Eukaryota; Metazoa; Arthropoda; Copepoda; Calanoida; Temoridae. The record is from RefSeq and is a predicted model, not a curated record. Gene Ontology annotation, biological process: spliceosomal complex disassembly. The coding region runs from base 1 to 870 and encodes 289 amino acids. Gene Ontology annotation, cellular component: spliceosomal complex. The transcript has 8 exons. Gene Ontology annotation, molecular function: RNA binding.